This is a messenger RNA of Entamoeba dispar SAW760, 2367 nucleotides long. RefSeq names its product xenotropic and polytropic murine leukemia virus receptor xpr1, putative. Gene Ontology annotation, cellular component: plasma membrane; cytoplasm; Golgi apparatus. The record is from RefSeq and is a predicted model, not a curated record. Bases 1 to 2367 code for a protein of 788 amino acids. The transcript has a single exon. NCBI's taxonomy places the organism in Eukaryota, Evosea, Mastigamoebida, Endamoebidae. Gene Ontology annotation, molecular function: inositol hexakisphosphate binding. Gene Ontology annotation, biological process: phosphate ion transport; cellular response to phosphate starvation.
AUGACAGUAGAGUGGGAAGACCAAUAUGUUGACUAUAAUCUAUUAUGUAGGAAGCUUAAUUCAAUACAAACUCUAAAAAACCAAUUAGGAGAUAUGCAACAUGAAGUUGAGGAUAUUGUCAUUGAAAUGAGUGAUGAGUCUAAUAGCGGUAAAGAAGAUAAUUCAACAGAACCACAAAGUCCAGGUGGACAAUUUUGUGAAGAGGGAGGAGAAGGAGAUUAUACAUUAUUAACAACUAAAAUUGCUACAGAAGAACAAAAUUUUUGGAAAGAAUUUGAUUUUAAUAUAGAAAAGAUUGAUGUUUUCUAUUGUGAUAGAUUAAAAGAGUCAUGUAGGUUUAUUAAUGAUUUUUAUGACCGUCUAAUGGCAUUUGGACUUGUUGAUCCAAAACAACAUAAAAAAGAAAAAUUCCAACCAAUUUAUAAACAAUUAGUAGCUCAUGAAAAAAAAGGAAUUAAAAAGGUAUUAAAAUAUAAUAAUGGGGAUUUAGAGAUUUCUAGAGAAAAUAAAAGAAAUCAAAGAAAAAGUUUAAAAAUUGCUGCUAGUAUGUUUCAAGAAACAGAAGAAGUUGGAGGUUCAUUAGAUGUAAUUGAUUUAGCAGCAUCAACACUAAAACAUUCAAGGUCUAGAAGAGGAACUAUUUCAAGAGAAGGAUCUAAUAGCUCAGAUUCAAAAAAGAAAGGAAGUUCUACUAUUAGUAGUGAAGAAGAUAGUACAGAUUCUACUGUAAAAACUAAUGAAGGAAGUGAAGAAGGAGAUAAAAGUGAUAAUAAUGAAGGUGUUUAUGAAGAAGAUUUUUUAGAUUUAGAAAAAGAACAUAGUGAAAUAUCAAGAAGAAAAAGAAAUAAAUUAAGAACAGCAGCAGAAGAAUAUUAUAGAGGAUUAUUAUUAAUGCAAAAUUUUUGUUCAUUAAAUAAUGAAGCAAUUAUUAAAAUAUUAAAAAAAAGUGAUAAAAUAACUGGAUAUGAAAGAAUGGAAACAAUUAAGGAUGAAAUUCUUGAAAGUACUAAGUUUUAUAAAAUGGUUGAACUUAAAAUUCUUAUAGAAGAAACUGAGAAAUUAUUUCAAGACGCUUUUCAUGAAACAAAUAGAUUAAAUCAAUUUAAAAUUAAUUCACAAGAUAUUAAUCCAAUGAGAUAUUGGAGAAUUGGAGUAUUAUUUGGUGGUACAAUUUAUGUUAUAAUAUUACUUAUUAUAAAAAUAAUUAGUUAUUAUACAAGUAUUAAACAAUCAGAUGAUCAAUUAUUAAAUACAUUAUCUAUUAAAAAACUUACAGAAAAAGAAAUUCUUUCAAUAAUUAAUAUGACAAGAGCAUUUUUAUUAUUUUCUUUAUUACAAAUUUAUUGGGGUAUUGACAUGUAUAUUUACCGUAGAGUAAGAAUUAAUUAUCCAUUUAUUUUUGAUAUGCAAAAAAGAAAAUACAAUUAUAUUCAUGCAAUAGAAUCAGGAAUUACACAAAUAUUAUUAACAACUACAUGUUUAUAUUGUAUGAUGAUUUGUUUAUCACCACCUUAUGGAUUUGAAUUUUUAAAUAAUAUUCCUUAUUGGAUUUUUCCAUUAAUUAAUGUAUUAAUAUUAACUAUCGUAUUUAUUAUAAAACAAAUUAGACAUUCUUGGGUUAUUAAAGUUAUCUUUAGAAUUAUCAGUGCUCCUUGGAAAAAAGUUUAUUUUAAAGACUUUUGGAUGGCUGAUCAAAUGACUUCUAUUUCACCAUUUUUUAGUGAUUAUAUCUUUUGUAUAACUUUCUUUAUUGUAGGGUGGAUUACUAAUAAUGAUUCAGACUCUGAAUUUGGUGGUGUAAAAAUGUUAGAUUAUACUAAAUUUAUUAACCCAAUUUUUGCAUGUAUUCCUCCAAUGUUUCGUUUUCUUCAAUGUUUUCGUUCAGCAAGAGAUUCUGGAAAUAUGUAUCAAUUAGCUAAUGCUGGAAAAUAUUUUGUUUCUAUUUGUAAUGGAAUUGGUGGAGGAAUACGUUCUUUAUAUAAAACAGUAACAGUACCAAUUUAUAUUUUUCUUAAUUUAUGUAAUUCAAUUUAUUCAGGUACUUGGGAUAUUUUAAUGGAUUGGGGGUUGAUGAGAAAAAAGUAUAAUUUCCUUAGAAAGAAAACUUUGUAUUAUAAAUGGAUUUAUCCUAUCGCAAUUGCUGUUGAUAUUACUCUUCGUUUUGGCUGGACUAUUAAUAUCAUUUUAUUAUAUGUUGCUUGGUUUGAUGAAAAUAAAAUUGUUCGAGAAUGUAUUGUUGUUAUUAUUAGUAUUAUUGAAGUAACUAGAAGAGGAAUUUGGAAUGUUUUUAGAGUUGAAUUUGAAAUGACUAAUAAUAUGGAUAAGUUUAGAGCUACAAAAGAAAUUCCAUUACCAGUGCCUGAUUAA